CAGUUCCCUGAGGCUGGAGGGACAGGAACACCUGGUGCUGGAGCGGGGGCCUCCGAGGGAGAGGGCCCCGCUGGGGUGGGGAAGAAGGCGGGGCCUAAGCCUGUGCCAGUCCGCGUCCCUGGCCCGGACGGAAGUUGCACCACAAGUACGAUUAGUUUCAGUUUUGUUUCUCUUCCAGGAGCCCAGCAAUAUCGGCGCCCAGACCCCGGCCCCCUUGCAGUCCUGAAGGCUAAGGUCAGCUCUGGCUAGGCCUGACACUAUCAGCAGCACUGAGGUUUCUACAUUUGCUGAAUGUACACCAGGAGGAGGGGAGGGGCGGCUCCCUAGCUUAAGAGCAAAUAGCCCGAGGCCUCAGGAGACCAGAAGUUCUUGGUCAUUCAGGAUGGUGUCCCAUGGAUCAUCACCCUCCCUGCUGGAGGCCCUGAGCAGUGACUUCCUGGCCUGUAAAAUCUGCCUGGAGCAGUUGCGGACACCCAAGACACUGCCCUGUCUGCACACCUACUGCCAGGACUGCCUGGCCCAGCUGGCCGAGGGCGGCCAUGUCCGCUGCCCUGAGUGCCGUGAGACUGUGCCCGUGCCACCCACGGGCGUGGCCGCCUUCAAGACCAACUUCUUUGUCAAUGGGCUGCUGGACCUGGUGAAGGCCCGGGCCUGUGGAGACCUGCGUGCAGGGAAGCCAGCCUGUGCCCUGUGUCCCCUGGUGGGGGGCACCAGUGCCGGGGGGCCAGCCACAGCCCGGUGCCUGGACUGCGCCGAUGACUUGUGCCAGGCCUGUGCCGACGGGCACCGCUGCACCCGCCAGACCCACACCCACCGGGUGGUGGACCUGGUGGGCUACAGGGCGGGGUGGUACGAUGAGGAGGCCCGGGAGCGCCAGGCAGCCCAGUGCCCCCAGCACCCCGGGGAGGCGCUGCGCUUCCUGUGCCAGCCCUGCUCCCAGCUGCUGUGCCGAGAGUGCCGCCUGGGCCCCCACCUGGACCACCCCUGCCUGCCCCUGGCCGAGGCCGUGCGUGCCCGGAGGCCUGGCCUAGAGGAGCUGCUGGCAGGUGUGGACAGCAACCUGGUGGAGCUGGAGGCAGCCCGGAUGGUGGAGAAGGAAGCACUGGUCCGGCUGCGGGAGCAGGCAGCCCGGGUGGGGACACAGGUGGAGGAGGCCGCCGAGCGGGUCCUCCGGGCCCUCCUGGCCCAGAAGCAGGAGGUGCUGGGGCAGCUACGGGCCCACGUGGAGGCUGCCGAGGAGGCAGCUCGGGAAAGGCUGGCGGAGCUCGAGGGCCACGAACAGGUGGCCAGGGCGGCAGCGGCCUUCGCCCACCGGGUGCUCAGCCUGGGUCGAGAGGCUGAGAUCCUCUCCCUGGAAGGGGCGAUUGCCCAGAGGCUGCGGCAGCUGCAGGGGUGCCCCUGGACACCUGGGCCAGCCCCCUGCCUGCUGCCCCAGCUGGAGCUCCAUCCCGGGCUCCUGGACAAGAACUGCCACCUGCUUUGGCUCUCCUUUGAGGCGCAGCAGUCCCAGGUUGACAGUGAGAAAGAUGGAGCUGGUGCCCAGGGGGGCGAUGAGGCGCAGAGCCAGACAGAGGGUGCGGCCAAGGCCGAGACACAGAAUGGAGUGCGGCCCCAGGGCAGGGAUGGAGCGCAGACCCCGAAAGAGGACAGGGCCCAGACUCCCCGAGAUGAUGGAACCCAGACCCCUGAAAAGGACAGAGCCCAGAUGCCCCAUGAGGAAGGAGAAGGCCAGCACCAGAAGGGCGGCAUGUGCAACAAGAAGAGAAGGGUCAAAGGCAGGUUCAAGUCAAUUUCCCGGGAGCCCAGCCCAGCAGCCGGGCUGAACCUGGAGGGCUCUGGCCUCCUUCCCAGGCCCAUCUUUUCCUGCAGCUUCCCCACGCGGAUGCCUGGAGACAAGCGGUCCCCCCGGAUCACUGGACUCUGUCCCUUUGGCCCCCGGGAGAUCCUGGUGGCAGAUGAGCAGAACCGGGCGCUGAAACGCUUCUCCCUCAAUGGCGACUACAAGGGCAACGUGCCAGUCCCUGAGGGCUGCUCCCCCUGCAGUGUGGCCGCCCUGCAGGGCGCCGUGGCCUUCUCAGCUGGCGCAAGGCUCUACCUCAUCAGCCCUAAUGGCAAGGUGCAGUGGCGCCGGGCCCUGAGCCUCUCCCAGGCCAGCCACGCCGUGGCUGCACUGCCGAGUGGGGACCGUGUGGCCGUCAGCGUGGCAGGCCACGUGGAGGUGUACAACAUGGAGGGCAGCUUGGCCACUCGGUUCAUCCCUGGGGGCAAGGCCAACCGGGGCCUGCGGGCAUUGGUGUUCCUGACCACCAGCCCCCAGGGCAAUUUCGUGGGGUCGGAUUGGCAGCAGAAUAGCGUGGUGGUCUGUGACGGGCUGGGCCAGGUGAUUGGAGAAUACAGGGGCCCAGGCCUGCACGGCUGCCAGCCGGGCUCCGUGUCCGUGGAUAAGAAGGGCUACAUCUUUCUGACCCUUCGGGAGGUCAACAAGGUGGUGAUCCUGGACCCGAAGGGGUCACUUAUUGGAGACUUCCUAACAGCCUACCACGGCCUGGAAAAGCCCCGGGUGACCACCAUGGUGGACGGCAGCAGUUACUGGAAGAAGCCAUAUUUGAAGACACAACAGUGACUGCAGGGGCCGAAGGGACCACUGGCCGGCUUUGAUGCCAUUCCUGUAAGCCAGCUGAGACAUAGACUGCACUAAUUAAGGACCCAUAACCAUAGACAUUUAGAAAAAGUUAAAAAUGGCAAGAGUGGCCUAACCUUUUGAUAGUUUAGAGGAAAUGUCAUUGGGGGCAGGUGGGGGGGACAGCUCUUCUUCCACUGUAGUCUAACUGUUAAUGUAUCUAUAAAGCAAUGUUAUAUUCUAAAUCCACAGAGAGAAAAUUCCAAAGGACAGAAGUGCAAGAGAGAAGUCAAAAGUUUGCUGAGGAAAUUGGUGAGGUUGGUGACCUGAGCCUGGCAAGGUUUGACAGGCAGGAGCCAAGAUCGUGGUGUUUGACCGUCUCCCCUGGCAGGCAAACCGAGAGCUAGAGCUGCCGGUAAAUGAAGUGGGAGACUGGACAGGGGUGGGGAUAGAGCAGUCUUGGAUGAGCUGGGGCAGAGGCUACCAGAGAGAGUGCUCAGGAAGGUGCUCUUGGCAGGAGGAAGACCAAGUUCAGAUGCAGGCUUAGGAAAAUAGGUGUCUUGAUUGAAGGUAGCAGAAUGUGAAUAUAAUUUAAUUAAGUGGAUUAGGACAGGAGCAAAAAUAGGUCUUCUAGGGCCCACAGACUCCUGUGAUUGGAGGGGUAGGGAAGCUACAGCAAAGCCAGAUGAGACCCCCCCUGGGGUGCUGGGCAAGGAAUGCCAGGGACCAGGCAGAGGAGGGCCUGGGCAUGCUGAGGACAUUAGGGAGGUUUGGGAGGCAGCCUGACUUGUCUCCAGAGAAAGCUGGAACUGGCUGCCUUAGCAGCCAAGACAGACGGGGUUGAAGACAAGAAAUCAGGUGUUGGUGCCCAGUCACUGUGCCAGCCCAGCCCGGUGGGGCUUUCAUGGGAUAAAGCACAUGUGCUGUAGACUCUUCCAUUCCUUUGGUUGUAUGUUUUCUAUCUUUCCUGUUUAUUAAUAAAGUUCUUUUGAAAAAGCCAAAUAUUCUCUUAGAUGGAUUCAUGAGGAUGGGGAGCCUUUACUACCCAGGCCCAGGCAGCAAAGCCAAUCACAUUAGCAAGGCCAGCCUCCAGGAGCUCUCAGGGGGGCCACACAGAUUCCUUGGGGACACUGCAGGAGCAAGACUGACACAGGCACCACCUGUGGGCCCACCCUCAUCCCAGGCAACUCCCUCCUGCAGGACAGAUGGGCUCUGGGCAGAGAUGUGCACCUUCCAGGCUAACCCUGGGUAGGAGCCAGCAGGUGAUCUGGCCCAUGCUGGCCUACACUUGUAGGGGUAUGAUCGCAUGGGGGUAUGAUCUUGUGGAGGCGUGGAGGUGUGAUGUGUAGGAGGUGGACAAGGGGGCCCAGGUGAGGGUACCUGUGCCCACCACAUUGGGCUUUGCCUGUUUUCUGCUUUGGGUACCUUCUAGCAUGUAGCAUCUGUGAGCCUCCCCGCAAGGCUGGGGCAUCCUGGCUCAAGGAACAUAUGCCCCUUGGCCAAACCCACUGCCCUAAUCUAGUCUCCAAGACCCCCCUCAAGGAGCCUCCUUCCCCGCCCCUCCAAGUUUUCGUGAGCAGGAAGAGGAAAGACCGCAGCCUCUGGCCUCUCCUUUGAGUGGCAGUGACGAGGCUGCUGUGCGUGCCUCACGGCCACCAGCUCCCGGAAGCACGCACAGUAUAUCACAGACAAGGAAACCAAGGCUUGGCGAGGCUUGCUCAUGAUAAACAGAUGUAGAUUCAGACGGAGGACUGUCUGACUCCAAAGCUGACUCUCCCAACACUUGACACCGGUCCUCUGCCUUCUAGAGUAGCUCUGAAUCCCGGCCGAGUCACUCAAGUGUGACUCCUUUGUAAAAUGAGAGAGUGCAGGAAAUGAGAUCCGAGAUUCUUCCCUGUGCAAACAGAUGAGGCUCCUGUCCCUGUUAGAGGUGGUGUGGAGUCUUGACAUAGGGAGGGUGCUCAGAGACACCCCCACGCGCCCCGCCGCUGCCUUGUCCUCACUGCCAGGGCCCCGGAGAUGGAGAAGGAAUGACAAGUGAGCAGGGAAUGCUUUGAAUGGCUUGGCAGGGGAGCAGGGCCCUCCAGUGCCUCGGUGACAGCCUGAAUAAGAAUUCUGCAAUUCAUCAUCUAAUGAGUCAGCCCGGCUUUGGACUGGCGCCUCUGCCAACCCCAGGGAGCAUGACUCAGCAGCUGAGGGGGCCGGUGGCAGGAGAGCCUGCUGUGGUCCAUGUGAGCGGUGACUGUGAGGAGAACGGCCUGUUCCUAGCUCCAAACCCCAAGGCGGAACGUGUGGUCAGACUCACACGGGCCUUGGGUUCCCAGCCAUGUGGCCAAGUCUCCUCCCUCGGACCUCAUCUUUCCUCCUCUCCACUGGAGCAGUCACAUCCCCAGAGGUGCAGGGGCCACCUCUGUCCCCCCACAGCCUUGACAAGAGGUUGUGGACACAGAGUCUUCAGCCCCUUACCCUGCCUGUUUCCCUGGACAGGUCGGCCUCCCCAGAGAGCAACAGAGGCCACGUUGAGGCCGGGUGCGGUGGCUCACGCCUGUAAUCCUAGCACUCUGGGAGGCUGAAG
Microcebus murinus (gray mouse lemur) is the source of this 5195-nucleotide messenger RNA. The record is from RefSeq and is a predicted model, not a curated record. Lineage: Eukaryota; Metazoa; Chordata; Mammalia; Primates; Cheirogaleidae.